AUGGCAUCCGACCCGCAGAGGAACCCAGCAGCAGCAGCAUCAACAGGAGCAGGAGUCGCCGUCGUAACAAGGCCAUCAGAAGAAUCAACAACACCAGGCACGGGCACAAGCACACUCCCAGAUGCUCGUCCCUACACUUUGCGCCCGCUCUUGCUCGAUGUGCCCCUGGCUACCGAUGACACCGACGAGGACGUCAAGAUAAAUUGCGUCGAUUAUCAUGACGGAAAUCUCUACGUCGGCACCAGCGCGUCCGAGAUCCUUCACUUCUUCCGCAUACCCCCCGAUCCUAGCGACCCCGACGGCCCUUCCGAUUUCAUUCUCGCUUCCCGACGGCUUCCCGGGUAUUCCGAGCCCGCUGGUGGCUUCAACGGCACCCGGCCCGGCGUGCAGCAGAUUCUCCUGCUCCCCCGAGUAGGCAAAGCCUGCGUCCUGUGCAACUGGACCGUCACGUUCUACUCCCUGCCCGAGCUGAGUCCCGUCUUUGAGCCGACCCAAGUUAGGAACUGCAACUGGAUCGGGGGCGUGGACUUAAAUGAGGGCAUUGGGGACCAUGAUAGAUCGGCUGGCGUCACGAUCCUCCUGUCGCUGAACCGUCGGAUACAGGUUGUUAGGAUAGGGGAGGAAGAUGCGCGGGUUCUCAGGAAAAUCGACUUUGCCGGGAGCACUCUCUCAGUGCGAAGAGACUCGAUCGCCUGUGUCGCGGACUCGAGGAACUACGCCUUGCUGGACGUCGACCGCCAGCUCAAGAUCCCGUUGAUGAGCAUAUCGUCCCUCGAUAAUUCGCAGCCGGACGCGGCCUUUGGACAGGCCCAGAACAUUGCGAGCGCCCCAGAUACGGGGCUGGCCAGGAGCGCGUCCUCGGCCACGACUCGUUCAUCAGCUGGUAAUGCCCAGCACGGUCAUUCUCGAAGUACGAGUUUAGGGGGGUUUAUGUCGGGCAUCCGAAAGCAUGACAGGCGGCCUGGAGACCCAGAGGACCCCGUCUUCCAGCCCCCUGACGUUCCCUCUCCCUCACGGAGCCCAGUGCCUUCAGACAAACCCCUGCCUGCUCCUCCACGCGAACAUGGGGACUUGCUGAGCGCCCCAACAGCCGGUGGUGCGGCCGUCCCCUCCCGGGUAGCGACUCCGCCUAUUCGGUCUACGCCAUCCCCAAAGCCCCCCCAUGUCUUCCUACGGCCGCACAUCGUAUCCCCAACGGCUGAGGAAUUUCUCCUUGUCACGGGGACGGGCCCCCUAGAACCGGGCAUUGGCAUGUUUGUGAACCUGGACGGAGAUCCCACGCGCCCUACAUUAGAAUUCGAAAGGUAUCCCCGUGAAAUUGCUGUGGAUAUCGGCUCGGUCGACGUGUCGUCCUCCGUGCCGUCUCUGGGGCCCGGCGAAGAGGGAUAUGUCCUUGCUUCGAUGACGAAAGAGUUUCAAGAUGGCUUACAUCACGGGCUCGAGAUUCAACGCUUCGAUGUGAACGUCGGCGAGGGCGAGUCCGAUAAGUGGUGGUUGGAAGUCAGGAAAGAGGGGUCGGAAGACUCCUCAGCAGCGAGCACGCCCAUUGGAAUCCGGCCUCUGCUACAAAAAGAAGAAAUGACGUUUGAGGGUGUGGUCGAUCGCUUGUGUCAGAGACGGUUUUCACCCUUCAAGGGGCCGCCUGACACACCGACCAUGUCGCUAAAGAGCAGCGAUUCGCGGACGGCUCUGUCCAUCCAGCGGCUCUCACAGGAAAAGGCGCUGUUUGACCGGGAUACCGAGUCGGACGAUGAACAAGUGCCUCAUGGCUGGGAGGCGAAAAGGAACAAGGAAGGGGAAGAGUUUGUGCGACGGCUAGCCAAAACAUCAUCUCGCCUUGCAGUUUGGGCCGGCGACAACAUCUGGUGGGCCGUACGCAACCCGCUGCUCAUGCAACUGGAUGCGGCUCUCGGGUCGGUAUCUCAAGCCGACGAAGAACAAACAUUCGCAAACGCAAACGGCCUCGAAACACGGCGGCGGGUCCUUGCGGUUCUCGAUGCGAUCAAGGGCCGCGAGCCGACAACGGAGCUCGAGUUCAUGACUCUAGGGUACAUUAAGCAGAAGGCAAGCGUCAUGCUCCUGACGGCGUUUCUCGACUCGCCAGAACCACCCUUCACCGAAGCCGAGACCGCAGUCCUCGAGGAGAACCUCGUUGGCGGCGACUUGGAUGCUCGUGUUGUCUUAUCGUUGGUGUCCUCUCUUCGGAACGAGCUUGUGGUAAACAAGAGGGGGAUUUGGAUAUACGGCGGGAUCAAGAACAUCGUUGACAAGUACAUCGCGACGCAGUCGGAGUCCACCGGCUCUGUUGUGCAAGGAGUCAGCCUGUUGGAGCCCAACGUCCUCGAGUUCUUGCGGCGCUUUCUCUUAGCGUGGCGGAAAAAAAAAGGGUUCGGCAGUAUUCCCGACGAAGUGUUUCGGACGGUCGACGCCUCGUUACUGUUGGUGCUCCUGGAGCUUGACAGGAACACACCGGCCGGACAAAGCGCCAAGCCAGGCUCGGUGCGGAUGGAUCUGUACGAGCUUGUCGACCACGGCGUUGACUGCUUCGACAGGGCGGUGGAUCUGCUAGAGACAUACCGACGCCUUUUCGUGCUGAGCCGGCUCUAUCAAAACCGCAAAAUGGCGGCGGACGUACUUGGGACAUGGAGACGGAUUAUUGAGGGCGAGGAAGACCGCGGCGGCGAACUGGGAGACGGUGAGAAACGCGUAAGAAGCUACCUCUCAAACAUCAGCAACCAGACGCUAGUGCAAGAGUACGGCCUAUGGCUAGCCAGCCGCAACCCGAAGCUCGGCGUACAGGUGUUCACGGAUGAGAAGGGCAAGGCGCCCAAAUUCGAGCACACACAGAUCGUUGCGCUUCUUCGAGAGGAAGCCCCCGAUGCCGUCAAAUACUACCUCGAGCACCUCGUGUUCGGCAAGGGAAACACGGCCUACGUCAACGAGCUCAUCACCUACUACCUCGACAUCGUCAUCACGGACCUCCAGACAUCGCCGGCUGCGCGCGAUAACAUCGCAGCCUCCUACGCCGCGUACCGCGCCCUCCAACCGCCCAAACCAACCUACCUACGGUUCCUCGCCGACAAUGCUCCACCGGACGAUGAAGUCUGGCAAAGCCGGCUAAGGCUCCUCCAACUCCUCGGCGGCGGGCACGACUACGACGCAGCAGCCAUCCGGACACGCAUCGAAGACUCCAUCUUAAUCCUACCUCCUUCCUCUCCCUCGACAAAGGGACAUCAGUCACCACCACCACCCACAACAAACGGCACCACCACCAUUUCUCCCGACCCUAACCUCAACCCCAACCUCCCCGACUCCCUUCUCGUCCCAGAAUCCAUCAUCCUCGCGUCUCGCGCCCGCCACUACCACGCCGUGCUCCGCCUCCUCGUCCACCGCCUCGCAGACUACGACACCGCGGUAUCCUACUGCAUACGCGGCGCCGCAGCCCUCACUCCAGCCGGCAUCCGCCCCCACCAACGCCGCAACAGCGACAGCGACCUGCCUCCAACAUGGGACGAACAGACGCGUCUAUUCCGCCUGCUCCUCGGGGAGUUCCUCACGCUGGAAGACCGGGGUGAGAGGGUGGAGCAGACGGGGGCGCUGCUGGAGCGAUUUGGGCCGUGGUUUGACGUGCUGGAAGUACUGGAGCUAGUGCCGUCGGACUGGGGACUGGAGGUGGUGAGCGGGUUCUUGGUGGUGGCGCUGCGGCGGCUGGUAUGUGAGAGGCAUGAGGCGAUGGUGGAGAGGGCGCUGAGCGGAGCGGAGAAUUUGAGGGUUGGGUAUGAGCUUGUCGUGGAGUUGGAGGGGAAGGGGCCGGUUGUGCAAGCGGAGUGA
This is a messenger RNA of Dichotomopilus funicola, 3831 nucleotides long. RefSeq lists its product as uncharacterized. The record is from RefSeq and is a predicted model, not a curated record. Gene Ontology annotation, biological process: vesicle-mediated transport; autophagy; endosomal vesicle fusion. The coding region runs from base 1 to 3831 and encodes 1276 amino acids. Gene Ontology annotation, cellular component: cytoplasm; fungal-type vacuole membrane. The transcript has 3 exons. NCBI's taxonomy places the organism in Eukaryota, Fungi, Ascomycota, Sordariomycetes, Sordariales, Chaetomiaceae.